Messenger RNA from Gossypium raimondii (Peruvian cotton), 695 nucleotides. Its product is annotated as dirigent protein 22. The transcript has a single exon. The record is from RefSeq and is a predicted model, not a curated record. Bases 20 to 580 code for a protein of 186 amino acids. Lineage: Eukaryota; Viridiplantae; Streptophyta; Magnoliopsida; Malvales; Malvaceae.
GCUGAAAUCUGAUCCAAAAAUGGCUUCCUUUGCUUCUCAAACUUUCCUCAUCAUCUUCACCCUCUUCUCACCUUUCUUCAUUACAAUCAAUGGAGAAUUCUCGAUUCAAUCCAUUGUAACAUCCACAAAACGCAUGGAGAAAAUGACCCAUCUCCAUUUCUAUUUCCAUGACACUAUAAGUGGCAAACACCCAACAGCCAUGCAAAUCAUCAAGCCACAUAACAGGUCAGCAGGUGGUUUAUUUGGUAUCACUUUCAUGGCAGAUGAUCCAUUGACUGAAAAACCCAAGUCGAGUUCGAAACUCGUUGGGAGAGCUCAAGGGAUUUACGCUUUGGCUUCUCAACAUGAUGUCGGAUUGCUUAUGGUCAUGAAUUUCGCUUUCUUUGAAGGAACUUACAAUGGGAGUGCACUUAGCAUCCUUGGAAGGAAUGAAAUUUUUCAUGAUGUUAGGGAAAUGCCGGUUGUCGGAGGUACCGGAAUUUUCCGGUUUGCUCGAGGCUAUGCAUUGGCUAAAACAGUUUGGUCUAACCAGAAAGGAGACGCUAUAGUUGAAUAUAAUGUUUCUGUUGUACACUAUUGAAUAAUUUAUGCUAUAGGUGCUUGUGAAAUAGAUGUCUACUUGUUUCACGGACCGAGACUUUAAUGUUACAACUUUAUCUGUCAAGGAAAUGAGACUUAUAUAUGCUUGAACUUCA